Messenger RNA from Myzus persicae (green peach aphid), 1613 nucleotides. RefSeq names its product S-adenosylmethionine synthase-like. Gene Ontology annotation, cellular component: cytosol. The transcript has 9 exons. Gene Ontology annotation, biological process: S-adenosylmethionine biosynthetic process. Gene Ontology annotation, molecular function: methionine adenosyltransferase activity; ATP binding. Lineage: Eukaryota; Metazoa; Arthropoda; Insecta; Hemiptera; Aphididae. The record is from RefSeq and is a predicted model, not a curated record. Bases 97 to 1329 code for a protein of 410 amino acids.
AGAGAAGGAACUGAAGUAGUAGCUGUAACCGAAAUCGCAAGUGGAACGCAUCAACCAAUAAACGCACUAUUUCUCUUUUUAUCGACAGUCUAAAUCAUGACCGAAGAAUAUAAAUUACUGAGAAACGGCGACAAGACCGCAAACCGACAUGAAGAUAUCGGACAUCAGUCAGAAGUCUCUGAUAGCGUGAUGUUUCUAUUUACUUCUGAAUCCGUGGGCGAAGGACAUCCGGAUAAAAUGUGUGAUCAAAUCAGUGAUGCUAUUUUGGACGCACAUCUGAAACAAGAUCCUGACGCUAAAGUGGCUUGCGAAACUGUAACCAAAACUGGAAUGGUAUUACUGUGUGGAGAAAUAACAUCUAAAGCUAAAGUUGACUAUCAAAAAGUGGUUCGUAACACAAUACAACACAUAGGUUAUGACGAUUCAUCAAAAGGUUUUGAUUAUAAGACUUGCUCUGUGAUGCUUGCUAUUGAUCAACAAUCUCCAAAUAUUGCUUCUGGUGUACAUAUUAAUAAGUCUGAUGAGGAGAUUGGUGCUGGAGAUCAGGGCCUCAUGUUUGGCUAUGCUACUGAUGAAACUGAAGAAUGUAUGCCUUUAACAGUUUUACUGGCUCAUAAACUUAAUGAAAAAAUAGCUGAACUCCGAAGAAAUGGAGAACUUUGGUGGGCACUCCCUGACACAAAAACACAGGUCACUUGCGAAUACUAUUUAGUUGAUGGUGCUUGCGUCCCUCAGCGAGUGCACACAGUUGUAAUAUCUGUACAACAUUCUGAAAAAAUUACUUUGGAAGACUUAAAACAAGAAGUUAUGUUGAAAGUUGUCAAGACAGUAAUACCAGUACAGUAUCUUGAUGACAAAACAGUCUACCACAUCAAUCCCUGUGGUCAAUUUGUAAUGGGCGGUCCUCAAUCUGAUGCUGGCUUGACAGGAAGAAAGAUUAUUGUCGAUACUUAUGGAGGUUGGGGAGCUCAUGGAGGUGGCGCAUUCUCGGGCAAGGAUUAUACUAAGGUUGAUCGUUCAGCUGCAUACGCAGCACGUUGGGUUGCUAAGUCUUUAGUUAAAUCUGGACUUUGUAAACGUUGUUUAGUACAAGUAUCUUAUGCUAUUGGAGUAGCAGAACCGAUAUCAAUCACACUUUUCCAUUAUGGCACAUCUACUAAAACUCAAAAAGAAUUGUUGGACAUUGUACGUAAGAAUUUUGAUUUAAAACCAGGAAAAAUUGUCAAGGAAUUAAAUCUACGAAACCCAAUUUAUCAACAGACGAGCUCUUAUGGACAUUUUGGUCGUGACAUAUUCCCAUGGGAGAAACCCAAGAUAUUAGUGGAAUGAUUAAAUACUGACGUCUUAACUUCUAACAAAAGAUAAUUCUUAAUUAUAUUUUAUAAUUAUUUUCUAUUAUCAACAUCAAGUAACUUUCAUUGAUUAACACAAUAAUAAUUUUUAAGCUUGAAAUUGAUUUUUCUUAUACUUUUAAAUUUAAAUUUUUAAAAGAAUUUAACUUUGAAGCAAAAUUAUAGUCUAUUAUAAUAAUCAACAAUCAGUAAAGGGAACAUAAUGUUUUUGGGGAAAAACCGAACAGUUUUUCUAUAACUCUGUACAUGGUGAUUUUUAAU